AGAUAAUCUCAAUAACGAAUACGAAUCCCACAAAGAAGAGAAUCUCAAAGACGUCAAAUCGGGAAAAGCGUCUUGGAAAGAGCAGCUUGCGAGCGAGAGUGAGGCGGAUGUGAAAGCUGACAGAGGAGAGUCGUCGGCGACGGCGAGCGUUGAUGAUGUUGUGAGGGGAGCGAAGGAGGCUGUGGCGAAGAAGGGGAAGAAAUGA
Molecule: messenger RNA, 205 nt
Organism: Talaromyces amestolkiae
Lineage: Eukaryota; Fungi; Ascomycota; Eurotiomycetes; Eurotiales; Trichocomaceae
Exons: 1
Source: RefSeq, a predicted model, not a curated record